AUGGCCAACGUCGAAAGAAUCAAAUACAUUUUAAACGAACCCUUUACUGAUUUCCUCCAGAAUCUUUUGCAUGAAAAAUUCUACUCGAGCUCACCAGACAAGGUUGUCAAGCUUUUGGAAGUAGGCUGUGGUCCUGGUGAUUUUGCAUUGAUUUUAAAGGAAACUUUGAAGGAAAAAAUUGAUAUUACUGCUAUUGAUCCCUCUGACGAUAUUGAACAGGCUCUAAAGAAGUCCACUGGCUCUGAUGUCCAUUUCUUGAAGGAAGAUAUCUUUACAUUCAAGCCUGGUCAGCAGUUUGAUUUUGUCUUAUUCAGCAAGUCUCUUCAUCACUGCAAUCCCGUUGAUCAGGCGUUGAAAAACGCUCAUGCUUUGCUCGCUGAGAACGGCGUUCUUAUUGCUGAAGAGAUUCAAUUUGAAAUCGUCAAUAAUGAUGAUGUUGCCUGGCUCUUGAAUCGUAUUGAUCUCGUGCGUGCAGGCGGUCAUUUUGUUUCCUUGGAGGAGAGAUUGAAGACAGCUGGACCUUCUCAAAAGCCAAUGCUCAAUCGUAUUCUUGAUACUAGUCUUCCCAUCGCUCAAAGAUGGUUCAAGCCUCAUACGCAUGGUCCUAAGUCUGAACAAGGUCAUGCCCACGGUGAAGAGCAUCAGCAUCACCACUCUCAUGAGCAUCAUCACCACCAUCAUGACAAACUGGAUGACGAAGAACAAAAGAAAUUGGACAGAGAAGACCCUGACAAAAUUGCUAGCUCUAAUGCUAUUCGUAUUGCUAUUGAUGCUCAGUUCGGCAAGGACAACAUUCAAUUGAAUUUCGUGCCCUUCUUUUAUCAGUUCCUUGUUCAUUUCGGAUUGAAAUCAGAUGAGGCUUGCCAGGCUAUUCUUCGCGAGACUUUGAAGCAAGAGCAAAUUGCUAUCAAAGAGCACAAGUUGCAUCCUUUCGGUUUGACUAUCGUUGCUUUCAAAAAGAACUAG
This is a messenger RNA of Mucor velutinosus, 966 nucleotides long. RefSeq lists its product as uncharacterized. The transcript has 5 exons. The record is from RefSeq and is a predicted model, not a curated record. Lineage: Eukaryota; Fungi; Mucoromycota; Mucoromycetes; Mucorales; Mucoraceae. Bases 1 to 966 code for a protein of 321 amino acids.